AUGCCAUUCGUUCACUCCUUGUUGUUUCUUUUGGGGGCAACACUUUCUGUUGCAGUUCGAAGUCCCCAUGAGAUGGCUGCGAAUCAUGCCAAAAAAGCUAAACCGUUUGUCUACACGAAAGACGCACCGAGAGUAAGAUCUACUUCUAUGUAUCUCACAGGUGCAACCUCAAGUGAGUAUUUUACUUGAUCAUUGUCCCAAUUUUUCGCUCAAACUGAGCUCUGCCCCUUUUUAAGGUGGGAAUUCGUUGGAACUGCUUCUUCACCGAAUGAUGACACUAUUUCUUUCUUUUUCAUGAGUAUUUCCUUGGGGGAUAUUCAAUGCGUGGUAAGAUAUGGCAAUGUUUUGAAACAUGCCAAAUCAAGCUCUGCUAUCAAACUUCUGUAUUCAAUUUUUUUCUCAAACAAAACUCUGUAACAUUCACUUUUCUUUCAUCUCUCAAGCUUACCUAUUUAGAAUUUGUCGUCAAUAGGUCAGCAUUACCAGAAGUUGAUUUCAACAUCGGAGAGUAUACGCCGGGUGUGACGUACCAGACGUUGGAGUUGUUGUUGGGGAGGAUUGGGAAUUUGAGUGUAGAGGGGGAUUACACUACUCGUUCGCCGGGAAACUAUACUGGGACGCCGGCGGUGUUAAGGAGAAGUCUUGAGGAUGCGAGGGGGUUAGCUUGA
Hymenoscyphus albidus is the source of this 668-nucleotide messenger RNA. Lineage: Eukaryota; Fungi; Ascomycota; Leotiomycetes; Helotiales; Helotiaceae. The record is from the annotation of a GenBank genome assembly.